Messenger RNA from Culicoides brevitarsis, 1273 nucleotides. RefSeq names its product RNA-binding region-containing protein 3. Gene Ontology annotation, molecular function: U12 snRNA binding; pre-mRNA intronic binding. Gene Ontology annotation, cellular component: U12-type spliceosomal complex. Bases 4 to 1239 code for a protein of 411 amino acids. The transcript has a single exon. Gene Ontology annotation, biological process: mRNA splicing, via spliceosome. Lineage: Eukaryota; Metazoa; Arthropoda; Insecta; Diptera; Ceratopogonidae. The record is from RefSeq and is a predicted model, not a curated record.
AAAAUGAAACUAAAAAUAAAAAACUUUCCGCGUCGAUUUUCCACUGAAGACCGUAAAAACUUUGCAAUUCAUUUCGGAGCAAUCAACGUGCAACACGAACAAGAUGCCAUCAUCGCCGAAUUUCCCUCCGAAACUCAAGCUGAGCGAUUUUUACGAGGACUUCAUCAAAAGGAAAUUCUUGGAACGCGACUCAGUAUCGAAUACUGCACAAAUUCUGACCAAAAACCACCUCUCGUGGCCACUCCAAAUGAAUUCAUCAUGAAAUAUCUCUCCAUGAAUCCCGGAUUGAACUUCAAUGACCCUCCUCCGCCGUACUUGCGCUACAAAUACCCCCAACCGACACGAGAAAUAAUCGAUUCCAUUUGCGUUGCUCUCGAAUCUGUGCCAAAAUUCUACACCCAAGUGCUGCAUUUGAUGAAUAAAAUGAACUUACCGCCUCCUUUCACGCCAUCUCAGGUCAUGAAACCACAAAAAAGCUUCAGUUCGGUGCAUUGUCAGACGGAAAUCAGUAACGUUACACGGAAACGACGCAUUUGGAGCGGUGACGGAGUCGGAAGUGACGAAUCUGAAAUGGAAAGUGAUGAUGAAAAGGAAGUUUCAAAGGAAGUUUGUGCUCCGAAACGACCUCGAAAGGCAAAUACUGUGAUUAAAAAUCCCGCGAAACGAUUUUUACAAGCCCAAAGUUAUCCAAAAAGUACGCCAAAAACAGAAUCAGAAGUUUUUGAGUCAAAUUUGGUUCAAAAUCGAACAAUUUCGAUUAAAGUUCCAAGUGAAUUGACCCCAAUUAAGACUGAAAUGCCUGAAAAUGUUCCAAAAAUCGCUCCUAAAGAGACUUCUGAGCCGAAAAAUGAUUCAUCUGUGACGAAAAUUACAAGAAAAGAUCUCGCCGACAAUCGAUUGUCUCCCGAACAACUCUCAAUCCUGCCAGUUUUCAAAAAUUACGCGCCAGGAGAGAAGUCUAACAAGCUGUACAUUAAAAAUUUAGCCAAAAAUGUCACCACAGAGGACCUAAAAAUGAUUUUUAGUAACUUUACAGUACGAAAUCUGGAUGAAAUUGAGAUAAAACUCAUGCAAAGUGGUCGAAUGAAAGGACAGGCCUUCGUAACUUUCAAUACUCCGUACGACGAUGACGUUCUCGAAGCAGGACAGGAUCGAAUGAUUGACCUUGCGUUGCGAGAAACGAAUGGAUUUCUUCUGAAAGACAAGCCAAUGGUCGUUAUGUACGGCAAAAGUAGUUGAUAUGAAUAAAUUUUAAAAAAUUAUUUUGUAUUUC